AUGGACGACUCGCAAAAGAAGAUGCAUUCUGUAACCUAUGCUAUAAUCUUAUCAUUAGUUGUUGCCAUUCUUUGUGUCAUCGAAUUUCUCAUCAAUCUCGUUGUCAUCUAUGCAAUAUAUAAGGGUCGAUUAUGGCGUCAAAACUCGACGUAUGCUUUGUCUCUUGGGAACGUAUUGAACGAUCAGUUUCUUCUCAUUUGCCAUUUAGUCUAUCUCGUGCCGGGAUUGUUUCUACAAAGUUACCUUUCUUCCCAAGGGACAAACGGUUUCUUUCCAUCGGCUUCAAAUUGGGGUCUACUUGCUGGAUGGUACGUCACAUCGUUUACACUCGCCUACAUUGCAAUCACCAGAUUUGUCGUGAUCGUUUUCAAUUGGACAAAUCUCACUUAUCAACUCGCGUUCCUUUCAAUGCUUUUCAUCUACGCGAUCUCUUGGACGAUGUCUGUCAUUGCACAAUUCGUCUUCCCGUGUUGCCAAAUGGUGAUGGAUCCGUUCAGUUAUGGCUAUGCUCUUCAAUUUUGUGCAAUCUCAUUGUUUUAUGUUUUCAAUUGGGUUUCGACAAGAGUGAAUCAAUCGAUUUUCGGGAGUAAUAUUGAAUGGUAUUCCUGCGGAAUCUUCUUUUUAAUUUUCAACUGUGGCGCCAACGGAGUGAUUUAUGUGUUGAGGAAUAAAGAGGUGAAAAGAACGCUUUUUGGUGGUGGGAAUCGAUCAGUGGCCACUCUCAGUCUUCCACAACAAUCAAACACGGAAGUCUCGUUGAAUCGAAGAAAAUCGAAACAC
This is a messenger RNA of Mesorhabditis belari, 780 nucleotides long. NCBI's taxonomy places the organism in Eukaryota, Metazoa, Nematoda, Chromadorea, Rhabditida, Rhabditidae. The record is from the annotation of a GenBank genome assembly.